Molecule: messenger RNA, 5926 nt
Organism: Hypanus sabinus (Atlantic stingray)
Lineage: Eukaryota; Metazoa; Chordata; Chondrichthyes; Myliobatiformes; Dasyatidae
Product: lysophosphatidic acid receptor 6-like
Exons: 2
Coding region: 956-2071 (371 amino acids)
Biological process (GO): G protein-coupled receptor signaling pathway
Cellular component (GO): membrane
Molecular function (GO): G protein-coupled receptor activity; oxysterol binding
Source: RefSeq, a predicted model, not a curated record
CUAAGUUACAGGGAAAGGCUGAACAAGUUAGGUCUUUAUUCUUUGGAGCAUAGAAGGUUGAGGGGGGACUUGAUAGAGGUAUUUAAAAUUAUGAGGGGGAUAGAUCGAGUUGAUGUGGAUAGGCUUUUUCCAUUGUGAGUAGGGGAGAUUCAAACAAGAGGACAUGAGUUGAGAGUUAGGGGCCAGAAGUUUAAGGGUAACAUGAGAGGAAAUUUCUUUACUCAGAGUGGUAGCUGUGUGGAAUGAGCUUCCAGUAGAAGUGGUAGAGGCAGGUUCGGUAUUGUCAUUUAAAGUAAAAUUGGAUAGGUAUAUGGACAGGAAAGGAGUGGAGGGUUACGGGCUGAGUGCGGGCUAGUGGGACUAGGUGAGAGUAAGCAUUCAGCACGGACUAGAAGGGCCGAGAUAGCCUGUUUCCGUGCUGUAAUUGUUAUAUGGUUAUAUGAGAACUGCUCAUUGGUGCAGUCAGCAAACUGAAGUGUGAAUCAGAUUUCACAUUUUUAUCUCAUCAGGUUUAUUUGGCUAUGUGGCAAUCUCUUCCUCAGUGCAAUCAGGCAGACUCAUUAAAUCCUACUUCCAGUUAGAGAGGAGGAGAAGGCUUCAAGGGAGGCUGAGGGGAUUUACCCAGUUGGGAAAUUUACUGAACAGGAAGUAUAAUAUCAGUAACUUCUGUUCAUUGAACAGAGCAUAACUCAGAUGGAGACAGAACACAGCAAAGAGAGGAGUCAUUCUAAACAGUCAGAAAGAAUCGGCAGAGAAAGGCAGAUUUCAGAGAUUCCACAGCUUCAGUAUUUCAGCAACCACUGGACUCUUGGACUCCAGACGAGGAAGGUAACUUUUCAAGAGUACUCCAACUGGGGAAGUCCUCCUCGGAACUGAAGCAAACAGACAGCCAGAUAGGGAUCCUUCAUUGAGGGCGGGAUAUUAACGCCGGUGAACAGUGUACGACUCUGUACAGAUGGCUGACACGAGUGUGGGGUCUGACCCCGCGGCUACAGAGAGGUUCGGGGUCGAGGGAACGCCGUCCUCUCCAUGGGCAUUCUUGGACCUUAACGCCACGGACAGUCAGAACCUCUCGGUCACCGCCAACACCACGCAAGGCUGCGCAGAGAGCGCCGACUUCCAGUACAUCAUGUUCCCCGUGGUUUACAGCGUGGUCUUCGUGCUGGGCACCGCCUCCAACUCUGCCGCCCUCUGGUUCUUCCUGCGGGCCAAAGAGAAAUUUUCGCCCUCAGACCUCUUCAUGGUGAACCUGGCCGUCAUCGAUUUGAUCUUCGCGCUGACCCUACCCUUCAAGGUGGUCUACCACGCCCUGGGCAAUGACUGGAUCUUCGGUGAAUGGGGCUGCAAGAUCACGGGCUCGCUUUUCUUCGCCAACAUGUAUGGCAGCACCCUCUUCCUCACCUGCAUCUGCGUGGACCGCUACAUCGCUGUGGUUCACCCGCUGCGCUCCUUGCAGCUCCGCCAGCCCCGCUACCGGCUGCUCGUCUGCGCUCUCAUCUGGCUGCUGCUCGCCGCCUGUCUCCUCUACCUCACCCUCAAGGGGCCGCUCACCAGCAAGUUCCCGAACGGCCGGACGGCCUGCCUGGAGAACUUCUCCUCCAGCUCCUGGAACGGCCGCAUCUCCAGCAUCAGCUUCGUGGCGGCCGUCCUCGGCUUCCUCCUGCCCCUGCUGGUGAUCGCCGUGUGCUAUCCGCUGAUCGCCUGCCGGCUGCUAGAGCCGGCCGCCGGCCGCUCCGUGCACACGGUUAAGAAGAAGGCCCUUCGCACAGUGUUGCUGGUUCUCGCCGUCUUCCUGAUCUGCUUCGUGCCCUAUCAUGUGAUCCAGGUGCUGCACACCCUCCGCCGCCGAGGGCUGUGGUCCAGCUGCCAGUUUAUACGCUUCACUUACUCGGCGCGUCGGGUCAGCAUGGCCCUGACCAGCAUCAACAGCUGCCUGGACCCAGUCAUCUACUCCCUCAACCGCCACUCCUCCGCCUGCGUCCCGCCGUGCUGCCGGCGGCGCUGGAAACUCAGCAUCAGCCGUCGGAGCACCGAUACCACCCAGAACUGGAUCCGUAACUGGAGCCAUUGACUGCACAAGGUUUCCCAGUCUGGGCCGUGUCUGCACAGGGUGAUCCCAGACCGGGCCGUCAUUGGAUAAUAGGACAGACAGGCCCGUGUAGGCACAGCGUAAUCCCAGACGGGGAUGUGUCUGCACAGGGUGAUCCCAGAUUAAGCUGUGUGUAUGGACUCUGUGGCCCAGACUUGCGUUUCCCUUGUCCAUUUCUAAGGUCGUUCUAUGACGGGGGAGGGAAGAGGUGACCCGUAGUGAGCAGGGAGAAUUUGGUUUAUAACAAAAUCACACACAGCACACAUAGAGGAACACAACACACAAAAUCACAGGUUUUCUCUCAUGCAGUCAUGUCACACAAGUUCUUCAGGUGCACACACACACACACACAGUCAUGCACAGUUGUAAACAGUCUCUCACACACACUCUCUCAAACAUAUUGACAGAGACAGAUAUAAUCCUGCAGUCUCACACACAAUUUUCUCUCACACAUAUAAUCACUUUUACAGUCGCACAUAACGUCACAGGCACACAGUCACGCACUGUCUCUCACAGUUAAUCUCACAGUCACACAGUGAUCCUCUCUCUCACGCAGUCUCACAGUCACAUACACAUACCACCACAGACUCAUGGUGACACACAACAUCCCAUUCUCAGUCACAGACACACCAUCAAAGACUCAGUGAGACAUGCAGUUACACACUGCCUCUCAGUCACACACAAUCUGUCUCACACACAUGCCAUGAUACACAAACAUACCUACAGUCACAAGCCAUCUUCCACACGGACUCUCUCUGCCCUUUUCACAUGCUCCACACAUGAUCUCGGCCUCUGCAGUUGCAGGGAAGUGGUGGGUCGGGAGCUGUUGUGCUUUGAAUAUGCAUAAACUUUCAGUUCACACAGUGUCAACUCUGUGAAAAACACACGUACUGCAAUUAAUUAAUACUCCAGUUACCUUGACCCACAGCUUUGAUCUAAAGGGAGCCCUUUCCGGUUGGCAGUCAGCGGUGGCCAUUGGUGUCCCACAGGCGUCCGGCUUCUUUUCAUGUGAUAUGUCAAUGGUUUGGGUGACAGAAUUCAGAAUUGGAUGACAAAACUAAGCUUUGUGGCUUAGCUUGUGGACGGCACAGAGAUAGGUGGAGGGACAGGUAGUGUUGAAGAAGCAGGGAGUCUGCAGAAGAACUCAGACAGAUUAGGAGAACGGGCAAACAAGUCGCAGGCAGAAUACAGUGUCGAGAAGUUAAUACUCAUGCCCUUUGGUAGAAGGAAUAAAGGUGUAGACUAUCUUCUAAACAGGGAACAAAUUCAGAAAUCAGAGGGGCAAAGGGACUUGGGAGUUCUAAUGGAGGAUUCCCUAAAGGUUAACUUGUAAGUUGAGUCAGUGGUAAGGAAGCCAAAUGCAGUGGUAGCAUUCAUUUCAAGAGGACUAGAAUAUAAGUGACAUGGGGCGGCACAGUAGCUUAGUGGUUAGCACAAUGCUUUAGAGUACCUGCGGGCCCAGGUUCAAUUCCCACCACUGCCUGUAAGGAUUUUUUUUGUCCUCCCUGUGACCGCAUGGGUUUCCUCCGAGUGCUCUGGUUUCCUCCCACAGUCCAAAUACGUACUGUUUGGUAGGUUAAUUGGUCAUUGUACAUUGUCCUGUGAUGAGGCUGGGGUUAAAUCAAGGGUUGCUGGGCAGCACGGCUCAAAGGGGCAAAAGGGCCUGUUCCACACCGUAUCUCAAUCAAUCAAAAAAUAAAUACAUAAACACAAGGAUAUAAUACUGAGAAUUUAUAAGGUACUAGUGAGGCCUCAUUUGGAGUAUCGUGAGCAGUUUUGGAUCCCUUAUUUAAGGAAGGAUGUCCUAGCAUUGCAGACAGUCCAGGGGAGGUUCAUGAAAAUGAUUAUGGGAGUGAAAGGGUUAAAGUGAAAGGAACAUUUUAUGGCUCUGUACUUGUUGGAGCUUGUAAGAAUAAGAGCUUGAAACCUAUCAAAUACUGAAAGGCCUAGAAAGAGUGGACAUGGAGAGGAUGGUUCCUAUAGUAGGUGAAUCUAGGACCAGGGGCACAGACUCAGAAUAGCAGGACAUCCCUUUAGAACAGAGAUGAAGAGGAAUUUUUUCAGCUAGAUAAAGGCGAAACUGAGGAAUUCUUUGCCCCAGAUGGCUGUGGAGGCCAAGUCAUUGUGUAUGUUUAAAGCAAAGGUUGAUCAUUUCUUUAUUAGUCAGGGUGUUAAAGGUUUUGUGAAGAAGGCAGGAGAAUGGGGUUGAGAGGGAAAAUAAAUCAGCCAUGAUUGAAAUGCUGCCUGACAUAGAAAACCUACAGCACAAUACAGGUCCUUCGGCCCACAAAGUUGUUCAGAACACGUCCCUACCUUAGAAAAAUAGAGGGCUAUAGGUAAACCUAGUAAUUUCUAAGCUCCAUGUACCUAUCCAAAAGUCUCUUAGAAGACUCUAUCAUAUCCGCCUCCACCACGGUUGCCGGCAGCCCAUUCCACGCACUCACCACUCUGACUGAGAAACUUACCAGCUGAGUUCCUCCAGAAUUUUGUGUGUAUUGCAAUGGUUUGAAAUUGUUAAAUGUUUCAACCUUCAGCUGAGCGGUUGUUGAGCAAUCGGUGAUCUGUAAUUCACAAACACAACUGCAGAAUAAUGUGUCCAUCAGGGACCACUUACUCACUGCUCAUGUGCCUUCCCACCAGAAGUCACACCUCCAGCUUCCUGGCAUGAAGAUUUACUCAUUGUGACUCAGCAAGAGGAAAUCUAAUGACAGGAUACCAUAACCACUGCAGAAAUACAAACCAGCAAGGGCAAAGCUCACAAUUUCUACCAAAGGUCCUUUGAGACUGGAUCAUUCUUGCACACCCUGUUUCCACCCCCCCCCCCCGUUACACUGUACAAAGUGUGUGAGUGUGUAUAGUUGUGCACAUAUGAGUGCCUGUGUGCAUGCAAGUGUGCGUAUGUGGAAUGUGUGUGUGUGUGUGUUUGCUGAGAGUGGUUCCUUGUGUAUGUGUGUGUGAGUGUGUUUGAACUGAUAACGGCCAUUCAUACAGGGUGAAUGUUAAUGAGGAUGAGCACACACAUACACAUACACACUCAUUGCCAGACACAGCCACACCCAGGACAUCUCCCCAGGCUGUAGAUCAGAAAGAAAAGUACUCACUACCACAACUACCACAUUCCCAGACUCACAUGGGCAGACACACAGGCCAUCUCACAUAUGUGUGCAACAUUCCCACUUGCACUCUCCUUCACACUCACAGUCUUUCACACACCAAUACACACUCAUUCACACACUCUCAAUGACAGUCACAUACAUUUAGAUUUACACAUGUAUGCAUACAACACAAUUAUGUGCUUAUUCACACUCACACAUAUUUACACAAAGGUCACACACACAGAGACACAUGCACGCAUACAGAGACACGCACACUUCACUUUAUAUUUAGAUGCUUGCAGACUUUAAAAUUCAAAGCUCAAAAUAUAUUUAUCAAAGUAUGUUGACAGUAUUCAAACUUAAAAAUCGUCUACUUUGCAGGCAGCCACAACAAAAUAUCACCUACUUAAAGAAAAAUCCACACAACAAAGACCAAAUGUGUGGGAGAAAGAACAAAACCUGCAAAUGAGUAAAAAAAUAAGCAAAUAACAUAGAACAUGAACCACAGAGUCCACAAAUGAGUGAAGGAGUCAGUUCUGCACUGUGCUAAUGGUUGCAGGCCACUGUUGUGUAUUAAAUAUUUCAGUCAUAUUUGGGUAAUAUCGUAAAUAUAUUAUCUGAUUAAGCAUUGUGGUUUGCUUAAAUAUUUCGAUAUGGGUUAUAUGCAAAAAUAAGCGAUUUGCACAUGUCAUGAUGCUACUGCAUAAUACAUGCACCCUCUCUUAAAGUAAAACUAAGUUAG